Enterobius vermicularis (human pinworm) is the source of this 3591-nucleotide messenger RNA. The record is from the annotation of a GenBank genome assembly. NCBI's taxonomy places the organism in Eukaryota, Metazoa, Nematoda, Chromadorea, Rhabditida, Oxyuridae.
AUGCACGUAAUACAGCAGAGAUUAGCAUCUGGCCAUGGUACUCAGUGCGGCUUCUGUUCGCCUGGAUUCGUAAUGUCACUGUACGCUCUACUGCGAAAUAAUCCAUUACCAUCCGAUCGUGAAAUUGAUGAAGCUAUAAGAGGCUACAGACCAGUCAUUGAGUCAUUCCAUUCGUUUGGCGGAGGAAAUUGUUGCGGUGGAAACUCAGAAAGUUGCCCCUGUAAGGCGAAGCAAGAAAAUAUUCAGCCGAAUAGAACAAAUUCGCUUGCCCACUUCACUGACUCACCACAAUACGACCAAAGCCAAGAAAUUAUAUUCCCACCGAAAUUGAUGGUGAAAGCCAAAAGUACCGUAGUUGAUGACACAUUGUUACUUCAAGGGAAGAGGACCACAGUUGCGGUUCCUUCUUCAAUGGAAAUGUUAAAAGAGGUUUAUGAGCAAAAAAAGGAUAAGAAACCAAGAAUUAUAACAUCGGGCCUAAUUACUCGUCUAGUUACUUCAUUGAAGAACAUCAAGGAUCCUCAGGUGUGGAUUACCAUACAUCGUAUAGACGAAUUGAAAUUCAAGAGUGAUGUGAAAAAUGAAUUAGUGCUUGGCGCAGGAUUGUCGUUAACGGAUUUCGUCGAAUCUUUAAAAACCUAUGACGAUAACAUGAAAACAGAUGUUUUCAAAGAUGCAGUAACUUUGUUUGAAAAAUAUUCUUCCACACAAGUGCGAAAUAUCGCGAGCUGGGCUGGUUCGUUGUGUUCCAGAAGUGCAAAUAGUGACUUCUGUUGUUUUGCCUUAGCAAUGGAAGCGCAGAUAACUGCUGUAAAUUUAAACAAUUUAAACGAACGAUCUGUGCCGCUUACAAAUAAUUUUUUCCGAGAAGUUGGAACAAAGAAUACUCUGUUACCUGAUGAAUUUGUAGCAAAAAUUACUUUUAAAAUUCCUGAACAGGAAACAAAGUUGUUUGCUUAUAAGUUUGGAAAGCUACACGGUGGCGACAGCACGCUUCUAAAUGCCGUUGGGAAAUUUAAUGUGAAACUGAACGAACGUGAAAUUUUGGUAACCAGUGCACAAGUAGCUAUUGGAGGCGUUAGGUCUCGGCCAUGGUUGGCACCAGAAACUUCAAGCUACUUUACUGGAAGCAAUUCACAACCUGCUGAAGAUCCGGUUGGACGGCCUAUGCCAUUGCAAUCGGCAGGUGCCCAAGUAACUGGAGAAGCUAUCUACACCAGUGAUAUUCGAGUUCCAGAUAUGUUGUAUGCAUCACUGGUUCAAAGUACGGAAGCCCACGCGAAAAUAGUUAGCAUUGACUGGAGUGAAGCCUUAAAUGAUCCGGAAGUUGUUGAUUAUGCUUGUGUUACUGAUAUACCUGACGGUGGAACUAAUCAACCGGCAACAAGAAAAAAAUUUAACUACGACAAUACAAAAAUUUUUGCUGACAAGGAGGUGGAAGCUGUUGGUCAAAUUAUUGGUGUCGUAAUUGCAAAUACAACUGAAGCUGCCAGGCGUGCUGCUCAAAAAGUCAUUGUAAAAUAUGCUCCUCUGCCAGCAGUAAUUUCAAUCGAGGAAGCAAUCAAUGUUGAGUCAUAUCACAGUGGUUCUCCUGCUAAAUUAGAUCGAGAAUGGAACGAAAGCGAAGACAAUUUUAAAGAUUGUAAACAUGUGGUUGAGGGAGACGUCAGCAUUGGCGCUCAGGAACAUGCAUACAUGGAAACGCAGUGUGCAAUUUGCAUUCCUGGAGAGUUUAACGAGUGGAUAAUAUACUCGUCAAAUCAAAGUACUGCUUGGGUUCAAAAAGAUGUUGCAGUCGCGCUAGGUGUCCCAGAGAAUAAAGUUGUAGUUAAAGUUAAACGUAUUGGAGGUGCUUUCGGAGGCAAAGAUUCGCAAUCAAUUUACGCUUGGGGUCCGGCGCUGAUUGCAGCACAUAAAACAAAACGUCCAGUAAAAUGCGUGCUUUCAAGAAGAGAGGACUUAUUAGCCACUGGCACACGACAUCCAGCUAAAAGCCAUUACAAAAUCGGUUGUGAUCAAAACGGAUAUUUAGUUGCUGCUUCUUUCGAAAGCUAUAUCAAUGGUGGUUACUCUACGGAUUACUCAUUGGAAGUAGCUUUUCUUAUGACUUUGAAUGGUGAUACUUGCUAUAGAAUUCCGCAUAUGAAAGUGGUGACGCAUUCAUGUAAAACGAACAUUGCCUCUAACACGGCAAUGAGAGGAUUUGGAAUUCCCCAAGCCCAUUUGCUUAUGGAAGUGGCAAUUGAACAUCUGGCUCAAAAAACUGGAAUUCCACCAAACAGUUUCCGAGAAAUGAAUCUCGCCAGGUUGAACUGGUUGCGGCUAGGCAAACAAAUCAUUAGAGACGACAAUCUGUUAGACUGCUGGGAAAAUUGCAAGAAUCUUGUUAAAGUGGAGGAGCUGCAAAAAGAUGUAGCCGCGUUUAAUGAAAAACACAAAUACAGAAAACGAGGUUUUGCAAUGUCUUCUCUUCGAUUCGGAUUACCGAAUGGAGGGCCUGUGGAGCAGGCAUUCACACUGGUGCAAAUCUAUGCAGAUGGUUCCGUAUCAGUUUCAAUUGGUGGUGUCGAGAUGGGCCAGGGCUUGUAUACAAAGUGUAUUCAGGUGGCUAGCCGAGCGCUCGGUAUUCCCAUCUCAAAAAUUACCAUUUUGGACUCAAGUACAGACAAAACAGCUAAUGCACCAAUUACUGGUGGAAGUCAGAAUACGGAUAUUUACGGCACAGCAAUCAAGGCCGCCUGUGAAAAGCUAAAAGAGCGCUUACAACCAGUUAUAGACGAGUCACCAGAAGGAACUUGGGAAGACUGGGUAUGGACAGCUUUGAACAAAAAAAUACCAUUAAGUAUCGGACUGCACGCAACAAUUCCGCGAGCUGAAAAUCAUUUACCAGAGAUGGGCGCAAUAUACUACACGUCAGGUGCCGCAUGUGUCGUUGCAGAAAUUGAUGCCCUUACUGGGGAGAGUAAAUUGAACGAAAUAACUGUUGUUAUGGACUGUGGAGAUACAAUAAAUCCAGCAAUUGACAUUGGACAAAUUGAAGGAGGAUUUAUGCAGGGUUACGGGCUGACAAGUACUGAAGAAUUUCUUUACUCAAAAGAUGGUCAACUGAUCACAAACAGUCUUGGAAAGUAUAAAAUUCCCACACCAGAUACUGUUCCGGAAAAAUUUCAUGUUGCUUUACUGAAAGAAUCAAGCGGAAACAACGCAAUGGUUUACUCUUCAAAAGGUAUUGGUGAACCGCCGCUCGUACUGGGUGCAGCGACAACCGGUACUGCUAUUCGACACGCUAUAGAAGCGUACUGCCAUUCAGCAGAUUGUUCAGCAGAUUUCCUGACCUUGAACUACCCGCUUACCGUUGAGCAGAUACGUCAAGUAUGUGCUCGGGCCAGAAAAAAUAAAACCAGUGUUCAAACCCGUCUAGAGUGUGACGUUUUUGUUGGCUCUAUUCGUUGCUGUCCUACCCCUAUCAUACGUGCUGCUUGCCCUCGUGGCUUGCAGUCUUUUCAUUUUAUUGAUCUCGUAUCAAUAAAGACGGAAUUUUUGGAUAGCAGCUGCGGGGUUUCCGGAGCUGCGUGUGUUCGACUUGUAUAG